Messenger RNA from Rhizopus microsporus ATCC 52813, 1789 nucleotides. RefSeq lists its product as uncharacterized. The transcript is spliced from 5 exons. NCBI's taxonomy places the organism in Eukaryota, Fungi, Mucoromycota, Mucoromycetes, Mucorales, Rhizopodaceae. Gene Ontology annotation, molecular function: RNA binding. The coding region runs from base 224 to 1789 and encodes 521 amino acids. The record is from RefSeq and is a predicted model, not a curated record.
UAUUUUAUUUUAAUUAUUUGGGUUACACAGGAGUCUUUCAUUCCAGAGAAAAAUUAAUAGCAUAAAGAAAGUUGUUAAAAAGGGGGAAAUAAAAGGGGAGAGGUCUAUUGUUUAAUUUAUAUAGAUGAACCAUUUUAAAAUCUAUGCCUUUUAUAGACUUCAUUAACAUUCAUAGGUAAAGUAUAAAAGGACCCUUUUGCUUCUUUCUCUUCCUUUACUCAACAUGAAAAUAAACAUUGAAAAGAACUCACCCAUCCAACUACCAUUGCUUACACCAUCUUCCUCCAUUACAACCACUUAUUCAUUAUUUGACUCUCACCCAUUCAACGAUUAUCCUGAGCUAUUCCGUAAACAUUCCAUUCAAGGCGACGGUGCAGACUUCCUUGACCCAAACACUCCAUCAACAAGAAGAGCAUCCAGCCCAACCAUCCUUUUUCAAUGUGCUAAAUGCUUACUUCAGUAUCAAUCCAUCUUACCUGUCGCUUCAUGUGGACAGCAUCGAAUAUGUCACAAUUGUCAAAGAUCAAAAGAUUGCCCUACAUGUACCAAGACCAUGAGCACCCCCUACAACAUUACCGCCAAAGAGUACGUACCCACUUUUACUUAUGUACCUGCAGUCUAUCCCUGCGCAAAAGUGACCAAUAUUCCUUGGGAUGUGUCGCAAAAUGACGUUCGUAACUUUUUUGGAAACUGUCGAUUGCCCUCAUCUUCUGUUUACACUCAAUCAAUUCAUAUUCUCAUGGACCGUACGACAGGCAAGACACUUUCUGAUGCCUAUGUUGAAUUUGCAAGUGUAUCGGACCUUUGGCGAGCCGUUGAAACUCGAAGUGAAAAGCCUCUGAAGGGUCGUAUCGUGACAGUGACAGAGUGUAGUCCAGAAGAAUUACUCUCGGUCGUGUUUCCCAAAUGGCGAGGUCAGUUUCAAGGGAACAUGGCGAUUCCGCCUACAUUCGAGGUGGUCAAGACCAUGUCAACAGCCGCUGGCGGUGGUGCUCACUCGGCGUGUCCUCCUUUUAUCACUCGUGAAGAGAUCAAUUCCUUGCUGGUUGUCUGUAAAAAUUACAAGCUUCAUUUUUCAAGGAAAUGUGCUGAACGACCCUUUGAGAAUAUCAUUACAGUUAUUACAAAGUACCCUUGGCAUCAAGCCCAUCUUAUUACGACAAUUCAUCGAGACCAUAUAUAUGAACUUUUAAAAUUGUCAAUAGAAUCACUCAAGACACACUUGUCCAAAGAUUAUAUCCAAAUCGAUCCAACUUUACUCGAACGCUUGGUCCGUGCUGGCAUCAUGUGUCCUGCCUUUACCGAACGUCAAAAGAUGACUCUACUUCAAACCUCCCGUCUGGAAAAAUGUCCAAUGGAUAUUGUCUCUUUCAUGUAUCCCAUGUAUCCAUUUGCUCAAUCGGCUGAUUACUAUUCACUCCCAAAGCAACAGCAACAACAAGGUCCUGCGAUGACCAAAAGACACUCGGAUGAUAUUUAUUCUUUUCAUCAAAUUAACGUAGAAAACGUUUUGGGAGAUGACCCAGCAUCAAUUUCGUCUCUGAUACGUGACAUUCAACAACAGUGUCAGGUAGAAGACAGGCCGAGCAAACCAACUGAAAACAAGAUAGUGAGCCAUGGUAUCCCUUUACUACUUCAUCCUCUCGAAUCUAAAGGUUCUCCUUGGUCCUCUUCUUCAUCUUCUGCAUCUUCAUUACCGUUAUCUAACAGCAAGAGUGACAUCUGGAAAGCAUCCUCUCCCGUCCUUGAAUCGAACAAGCUCACAUCUUCAAAAGUUUUGGCUGCUUAA